AUGAAUUGUUGUUGUUUUUAUUGUUGUUUUCUCCUUUUUUUCCUUCCUUCUUUUUUCCCCCCUGCGUCACAUCUUACGUUCUUUACAUCCCCUGCUUCUGAUAUUGCACAGAGUUGGAGGGAAAAUCCUUUCAAAAUAAUAAUAAUAAAAAAAAAAAGAGGGCGCGGGACAACACAGCAGAUGGACGCCUGGCGUUGCUCUGUCUGCAGGAAGACAAAGGAACUCUCGGGGAAACACCUUGAGGGAAAGACAUCUGUGCGGUCAGACUGCUGGCCGUGUGCGAAGAAGUGUGUAUUUGUGCGGGAGUCCCCCGCGGUAUCCCGAAGCGCGGCACAGGUGGUCACGGCGCCGUUCCUCUUCAAUCCGAACCUGUCAACAUCCCUUGAGAAGUCCACGACGGCGGCAUCGACAAUGGCGACGACGGGAGUGGCAUCGAAUCCAUUCACCGCGUCGGCUGCAUUCACGAACAAAACGCCAUUUGCCAGCGCCCCAAACACGUGGAAGGGCACAACGGCCAGUAGCAAACCAGUUAACGCCGCCGCGGACGCAUUUGCAGCAGCGGGAAAGCAACUGGAGACGGAGGCCCCCGCACGAAAGAACGCGUUCUUGCCGUCAGAAAAGGCCUUUCCCAUCGUCAUGCACUCUGCACCCGCCACCGACAGACCACGUCAGUCACCACCGUUUGCAUUCACAUCAUCGCCUACCGCCGUCAUGCCCUUGGUCAACGACAACGCAAAGUUGGGGAAUAUAACUAGCAACAACGGUCACGAAAGCAGCAAUAAGCCAGUGUGGCGUUGCUCUGUCUGCAGGAAGACAAAGGAACUCUCGGGGAAACAUCUUGAGGGAAAGACAUCUGUGCGGUCAGACUGCUGGCCGUGUGCGAAGAAGCGUGUAUUUGUUCUCUCCCACCCCGAAUCGUGCGUUUCUUCCGAGCCCAAUUUGUCAACUUUUUUUUCUACGACAAUGAAAUUGGCGACGUCGCCGAAUAACAGAACGCGGGAUGUUAUCAGCAUUUCGCACGGCGCCAGCCCUAUGCCAUCUGCAACGAGGUUGUGGCAGGAUCCGGUGGUCCCCUCGAACGAUCAGGAGGCCAAUGCGUUUAUUGUGUGCUAUUUUUCUCAACAGCCGUCAGCAAAGGAACAGUUGGAUCAGACGAGGAGGUCCGUCUCUUUGGAAUCCUCUUCUCCGAGCGUCUUAUUGCCGUCGCUUGCAAUGACAUUUGAGGGAGAGGUGUUGCGUGGGUACAGACAGCAACUUGUGGAUGGUAUACGUACCCGAACCGUGUGGCAUGACUGUACCCUGUACGUCUUGGCGCCUGAGAACAGAGAGGGAAAAGGCCCCAAUACGGCCGGUGCUUCACAACUAGGGGCCGCCGCAGUCGUGUUUCUCGCAGCGGAGCAUAAGCUUGCGCUUUCGCCGUUUCGACGUAUGCGACGUAUAUUUUGCCCAGAUGAGUUUACUUUUGCGGCAGCGUGUGUGUACGCGAAUACAUUUUUGGCGGGGCAUCCCACAAGCUCUCAGCAGUCCUCGUUUGUUGUGUAUGGGCCACAGGUGGACCACACGGUGCCCAUGACACGGUGGGGCCCCAUCAUUGAGAGCUGUACUCAUGCGCGGCAACGGGUGGUAAGCGAGGAGCAGCGGGUGGAGGGCGCACAAAGCAUCUUUCGUCGUAGCGGCUGGCUGGCGCUGCCGCUGCACGCCACAGCCGAGGCAAUUCGACUGUUGGAGGUGCAACAACAGCAAGAGCAUGCUGAAAAAAAUGCCACGGAAUGUUUGGGCGUUGAUGUCGUUUUCGUGGCGGAGACGAUGCGGCUUGAGGACCUGCCACAAGCGGCGGCGCUGGCCCUUCCAGUAAAACCAUUUUAA
Molecule: messenger RNA, 1866 nt
Organism: Trypanosoma cruzi
Lineage: Eukaryota; Euglenozoa; Kinetoplastea; Trypanosomatida; Trypanosomatidae
Exons: 1
Coding region: 1-1866 (621 amino acids)
Source: RefSeq, a predicted model, not a curated record